Molecule: messenger RNA, 1973 nt
Organism: Pundamilia nyererei
Lineage: Eukaryota; Metazoa; Chordata; Actinopteri; Cichliformes; Cichlidae
Product: nucleolin-like
Exons: 13
Coding region: 150-1514 (454 amino acids)
Molecular function (GO): RNA binding
Source: RefSeq, a predicted model, not a curated record
UACAAGAGGACACAGCUGACACUGAUCGUCAGACGGACACUGUGAUAAAAGUUAAAGGAAAUGCCCCCACAGUAACUGUAUCCUGGAAGAAGAAGAAUGAGGAAGGAGAGGAUGAUGACACACAAACGACACUUGAUGCAAGCGAUCAGAUGACUGCCGAAAAGAUGACUGGUUGUGUAAAUGGGAAACAAAAAGCAGUUAAGAAUCGCCCAUCCAAGAAAUCUAAGGUGAACAACGAUGGAUUUCGUAUUUGUGUUGGCAACCUGAACAAAACUAAAACCUAUCAAGAAGUCAACGUGUCACUAGAAAAAUACUUCAUGUCGCAAAGCCUUCUGUUUCAAGACAUUCAAUUAGCCCAAUCCAGGAAACAUGCUUUUCUAGAUUUGGCCACCGAAAUGGACUUGACGAAAGCGUUGGCGUUAAAUGGAGAGAUCCUUCUCGAUAAGCCAAUGAAAAUCACCAAAGUAAAGAUCACAAGUGAGGACAAGGCGAAGGUGAACGCACGCUCACUGGACAAAAAAGUAAAUGGUAAAAGGAAGGCAGAAACCGUCAUUGAGGAUUCCCCAUCAAAGAAAGCAAAGCGCAUCAAUGAUGGAUUUUGUCUUUUCGUUGGAAACCUCAACAGCUCUAAAAAUUCUGAAGAACUGAAAGAGUCACUAGAAAAAUAUCUCAUGUCACAAAAUCUUCUGUUCAAAGACAUCAGAUUGGACCAAUCCAGGAAACAUGCAUUUGUAGAUUUGCUCUCAGAAAUGGACCUGACUAAAGCCUUGACAUCAAAUGGGGAGGUGCUGCUCGAUAAACCAAUGAAGAUCGCCAAAGCAAAGAUCAAAAGUGCAGAAAAAGUGAAGGUGAAAUCUCCUGAACUAAAAAAGCAAGCCAGAGAUGCCAGAUGUUUGUUUGUAAAGAACUUGCCUUACAACGCAACGAAGGAAGACAUUCUGAAGGUCUUCCACAAGGCCAUCGCCAUCCGGUUUCCUGGUGGAACAGAAGGCCCAACCCAAGGAAUUGCCUUUUUGGAGUUCAAAAACACAAGCAUUGCUAGGAAGGUACAGAAGCAAAAACAAGGAGUGACGAUCCGAAAGAGGGUUUUGAUUUUGAACUGUGUAGGAGAAAAAGGUGCUUGUAGAGUCACUAAAGCUGAUGUGGAAAACAAAAGGAAAAAAGAUAAAAAGGCCUUGCAGUCAUCCCAAAAUAUUGAGGCUGGCAAAAAAGAAGCCAAAGAAGAAUCGUGUGAAAAGCCAGAGAAAGCAAAGGUCCUGUCAAAAACACUGAUCGUCAUGGGCCUCGCUGAGAAGACGAGUCCAGAGAUGCUCAAAAGUGUCUUUGAAGGAGCCGUCAACGCAAGAGUCACUGUAAAUAAGAAAGACGUUUCAAAGAGGUUCGGCUUUGUGAACUUUGGCAGCGAUGAAAGUUGCAAAGCUGCUAAAGAGGCUAUGGAGGACUGCGAGCUAGAUGGCUGCAAAGUGACUAUCGCUUAUGCAUAUCCCAAGGGUAAAAAAAGUCGGCGAGCCUAAGGAGGCUUGGAGGGGGAUCCCGAUGGAAAGUCUGCAGGUCUGUAAGCUGGCAAAGAAGGAAGAAAGUUGACAGGUGGAAGAGCGAGGACAGGAGGAAAGACGUAACCUACUGCCUCAUAAAAUGCUCAUUAUGGAGAGGUCAGCAGACUAUAGUGUAGACUGUGUGAUCACACACAGAGGGAUGAAGUCCCCUUUAGCUUCACUGUAGCGCUUUACUGUCUUUUACUUCAUUGUUUUGUUUUUGUUUUGCUUCUUUGCUCAAACCCUGAAUUAAAUCCACUGUAGUCCACAGAGUUUUUCUUCUUGUUUGUUAGCGAGUACAACUUAAUGAUGCUAUUUUCACUUUGGGUUAGAUUUUCUACACCGACAUGAAAAGUAUGUAAAGAAUAAUGUACCUAAUUCAAAUCCAGUACCAAAAAAGUUGGGCCACUGUGUAAAAUGUAAGCAAAAAAAUAAAAU